GACUGUCAUUCACAAUCGGGUUUUCAUUGUGAGAGGGUGGUUUAACAGCCCGAAAAGACGAAACUAUUAUUUUUGCAAAAAUGGACACAAAUUGUGUUAAAUCUCGUCACUUUAAAGUUAAAACACACUCACGACCAUAAUACAUAUCACCUGUGUUUAUCUCGUUGUUAUUAUUUGUUUGUUUUUUAUAUAAUUUCUAACGGAAAUUCAUUAUAUAAGUUAGCUCCCGGGAGUUCCUUCGAUGCAAGGAAGUGUUCAGUAGCAAGAAAAUAAAUAAUAAUUUCAAUCGAAAAGAAGUGAUUUUGUUGAAAGAAAAUAAUUUUUUGUUAAAUAGAAUUAAAAUCGAUUCGAUUCGGUACGCAUACAUACGCUCUUAUCAAGUGGAUUGCAUGAAUCAUAAUUUAGUAAUUAAUAAAUUUGAUUUUGGAGUGGUUUCGGUUCAGUGUUUGUGUGUGAUUGAAUGACUACAAAGAUUUUUUCCAUUAAUUUUUGUUCGUCGUCGUGUGAUUUAUAACUUAAAACACAUUUCAAUCAGAAAGGCCGACUGAACACAGUAAAUACGGCAAGAUGGAUGAUUGGAUUUUUAAUGAUGAGCUGAAAUUUCAAUGGAGCGAUUUGGUUGCAUAUUCCGCUGCAACUGCCAUGAUUGUUGGUGGUGUAAUACCUUACGUACCGCAAUAUAAACAAAUAAAACGCACUCAAGACCCAGAAGGAUUUUCGUUGCUUGUUUGUUUAACACUGCUUAUAGCCAACACACUUAGAAUAUUAUUUUGGUUUUCCAAACGUUUCGAGCUUCCGCUUUUAAUUCAAAGCAUUGUGAUGAACCUGACGAUGUUCCUAAUGAUUCACUUAUGUGUUAAGGUUAGACGAAAUAAUGCAAUUAUGAAGACGAGAGACCGAGUCUUUGCAGAUUUCGACACGAGAUACUUCUGGGCAUGGACUGAUUUUCAAUCGUACCUUGAUUUUAUGUUAGUUUUUUGGGCAGCUGGAGCGGCUGUAACGUAUUUGCUGUUGAACGUAGAAUGGUUUAUGGAAACUGUUGGUUUUUUGGCACUGUUCACCGAGGCAAUGCUAGGUACACCGCAAUUUUUACGGAAUUUUAGAAAUAAAUCAACUGCGGGAAUGAGCAUGAGCAUGGUGGUUAUGUGGACCCUAGGUGAUAUAUUUAAGACUGUUUAUUUUGUAGCUAGAGAAGCUCCAAUGCAAUUUUGGAUUUGUGGCACUCUACAGGUUACAUUAGAUAUAGCUAUCCUCAUUCAAGUUUACAUUUAUCGAAAGAAUUCCGCGCCGAGAAAUGUGCAUCGAGGAGAUUAGCAGUUUGCCCCCCAAACUAUUCCACAAAAUAAUCGUAAAGACUCCGCUACCAGUUGCCAUCAACCAGAUUCUGUGCCUGGUUGCUCCAAAUCACCGAUUCGUUCCCGUGAACAAAGCAGCAGUAUAUCUAGUCAAGAACAAUACAACAACAAUAAUCCAAUUGUCCAAACCGUUCAAUCAUCUCGACCAAACACUCCGACAGUGCAGCAUCAGUCAUCCGUUGAUGUGAGCGACGUUAGAAUUUGUGUGUCUAGUCAUUACGACUCACCACCAUCGAUUGGCCGUCGGAGUACUAGUAGUAAUACAGAGAUCAAUGAACUUGAUCCGAACAGCAAAUGUGAAACUAGUCCCAAUGAAUUACCCGAAAUCGUGAUCAAAUGCGAAGAGAAACCGGUCAUCAUCCCGAUACAGGACACGAACAACGACGAUCACACGAUCGAUGCAACAAAAUCAAUCAACGAUAUGGUAACGAUUAAGAACGAGUGUAAUAACAGUGUGAACCGGCAAUCCAGUGUGAAAAAGAAAGGCAACAAUACAAAUGUCUGUGAUGUAUUAUGACAUAGUGUGUCGCUGGUCGCGUGGCCAGCGAUCGAUAUAAAUACAAUAAUUCAACAGGUUGUCGGUGUGCACCAACAGACGGUGACCGCUGAAACACAAACCGAUAUCAUUGACUGUGAUGUCGCUAACAAAAAACAGGAUUGUGCUGAGAUUAUUUUAUAGCACUGGCGACUUUUCAAUAUUUUUUUAAUAGUAAAUGUGCAUUAACGUAGACAUGUGUGUGAGUGCGGGGUCACAAACGAGGAUCUCGCAUUUUGUGCAUUACAUUUUCAAGUAGAACAAGGAGAAGAAAACAAAAAUAUAUAUUUUUUGCUACAUUAACUGAACGGGGUAUGUAUGAUAUGUAUUUGUGGACAUUUAGAAAUUUUUGGGGGGGAACUGAUAUUUUUUAGAAGUAAAAUGAAUUUUGAGUUAGGAAAAAAAGCGGAAAAGUUUACGUGGAAGUCAUGUACCAUGUGUAAAAUUAGUUAUUAAACGAAAAUGAAGUUAAGGAAGCGCUUGUUAAUUUGUGAUUGCGGAUUUUUUAUCAAAAAAUAUAUUUUGAG
Molecule: messenger RNA, 2417 nt
Organism: Bradysia coprophila
Lineage: Eukaryota; Metazoa; Arthropoda; Insecta; Diptera; Sciaridae
Product: solute carrier family 66 member 2
Biological process (GO): retrograde transport, endosome to Golgi; phospholipid translocation
Cellular component (GO): endosome; trans-Golgi network
Source: RefSeq, a predicted model, not a curated record